UUUUAGUCUGUAUAUUAGUUUGAUCGCAAUGGCUACAGCACGUCGGGCAGCUGUCAAUGACAUAUUCGUUUGCUUCGUGUAAAUUUUGUGAUGUACAAUUUUCAAAUCCGUCUUUUUAUCAAUGAAUAUGAUUUACAUUAAUAGAUAAUGAUUACUAUUAGUUUUGGCUAUUCUACUAAAGAGAGUAAUAGUUUUUAAAAAAUUACACAGUGUUUUUUGUUACAAUGGAGGAUCUCAAUUUGACAGAAACUGAGAUGAGAUAUUUCAGUGACUUGUUUUUGUGUUGUGACGAAGAGUCCAAUGGGAAAAUACCGAUUCUGAAAGCGACUGAGCUAUUCAGAUCAUCCAAUGUACCGAACAAUAUAUUAUGCCAGAUCAUGGAUAUCAGCGUAGCUCCAAAUAACCAUGCAUCUCUAAAACAUAUGAAUAGAAAACAAUUUUAUUCUGCACUCAAAUUAAUAGCGGCUCAUCAGACAAAUAUGACAUUAAAACCUGAACUGUUAUCAACACCGCUGGAUCUUCCUCUACCAAGAUUUACCUGGGCACUUAAUUCUGAAGCCAAUUCAGAUCUAAUACAGUUGUCAAAUUCGCCAAAAGAACAAUAUUUACCUAAAAGAGACAGAAAUUUUGGAAACCUUGGUGCAUAUGAACCUAUUAGAUUGUCUUCUAAUUUGUCUGACAGUGAUCUACCACAAACAUUGUCUCACGAUACUGCAGAAGCAUUGAGCACAGACUCGGAAAUAGAAUCGGAAACUAUGUCACAAAGAUCAGGUUCAUGUGGGAGGAGAGUUAAGACUGGGUCACCGUGGAGCACAGCGAGUGAGAGCCCCACACCAACUAACAGUGUAGCAGAGCGCGUGCACCCAGUGUGGGAGCACAGUGCCACCGGACGCGGCGUUUGGCCGACAAACACCGCUGAGGAGCAUACGCGGCUAUUAGGUACGGAAGAAGAGUCAUCAGACCGACAUUCAUCUGAGGAGGAAGGCGAGGGCGAGGGCGAGGGCGAGGGGGAGGCGGCGGGGGGCGCGGCGCUGUGGGCGGUGAGCGAGGCGCAGGCGCGUCACUACGCCGCGCAGUUCGCGCAGCUGCGCCCCGAGCGCGGCCUGCUCUCCGGACACACCGCCAGAAUGUUCUUUGAAAAAUCUCGCCUGUCGGUGACCGACCUUAGAAAAAUAUGGCAGCUAUCAGAUAUCACCAAAGACGGAAUGCUGACACUCGAGGAGUUCAGCAUAGCGAUGCAUUUGAUCGUUCUGAGGCGGAACAACAUCCCGGUGCCGGACGUACUGCCCGCCUGCCUCGUACCCAGGGUGGACUCGCACUUCUCCCAGCAGGCGGUCACCACGGACCUCGUCGAUCUCGGUUCAGACAUGUUCAGCUCCGGCACUUCCGCCGAUUUCAACUUCGCACCCAAACCCGAAGCUAACGAUCCCUACGAAAGUAAACCCACAAAGAAGCCCGAAGACCGGCCGCCGUCGCUGACGCCGCCCAAACCGGAGCCCCAGGUCAACAACAAGGAGUGGACCAAGUUCGUCGACGACUCGCCCACGUUGAGCGUCUCAAGUCCCGGUCCCAAGCCGGUAAAUUUCGACUUUCAAAAAUCGGCAGUGGAAAGGGAUCCCAAAAUUUUCCAUCCCGUCGCGUUGAGAGUUACGCCCGACGCCAGCGCGCUUCCGACACACGGAGAGGGCGACAUGCGCGCCAGCACCUCGCCGCGGCGGGACGACUUCGCGCACGCCUUCGAGCUGGCCAGCCCCAAGCGGCUCGGCGCGCAGCCGGACCCGCCCCAGAACGGAAACAACCAGGAGAUAAAGGCCAUCCAGCGGCCCCAACCGAAGAAGCCCGUCAAGAGCGUGGGGGUGCUGCCUCCGCCGCCCGCCCGCGAGCCCUCGGUGCACGCGGAGGACGGGCCGCAGUCGCUGCAGUACCCGCCCAAGAAGGAGCCGCCGCCGCCGCCGCCGCCGCGCCCGCUGCGCAACCACGCGCGCUCCAGCUCGCUGGACCUCAACAGGUUCAAGGGCGCCCCCGCCCCGCCCCCGCAGCCUCCGCCCCGCAUGUCGCCCUCCGCCACCUCGCCGCCCGCGCGUCGCCUCGUCAACCAGCGGAGUGAGGGCGAGCCCGCCUUCCCGCCUGACGCGUUCGCGCCGCCGCCGCGCGACUACGAGGAGGAGGAGGAGGGAUUCGGCUACAUCCGCGAGGACGCUCCCAAGAUGCACGGCGCCUUCGAGGUGUAUCGCAAACCUUCGCGCGAGUCCUCGUGCGAGGCGGACCCCGACGUCAAGUCGCUGCAGGAACAGAACGCGGUGCUGCGCCGCGUCUGCCGCGCCCUCUGCGCCGAGCUGGCUGACGCGCAGCGCGAGCGGGAAGCGCUGCGCCUGCGCCUCGACGCCGACACGAACACGCUCUAGUCACACACACACACACACACAUAAACAAAGUGAAGCUAAAGGUAAUUCAUUCCCAGUGGGCGACUUAUAAAUUAAUAAUUGAUCCUUUACUAUAUGAUGUUUACCAGAACAAUAUGAUAAACAACAUAGAUCCUUAUCAACAGUAAGAGCAGUCACAGUCAUAUUACAUUAUAAUCCAAUUCAACAGAAAUAACAAAUAAAAAACAUUCUCAUGGUAUAAAACAUUAAGUUUAUUUCUCAAACUUUGUUAUUUACAUGCGAUAUCAUAUUGUGGAUAAUAAAGCGUAACAAUAUAUUUAUUGAUUAACAUUAACCUACUUCAAAUAAUGUAAAGUUGCCCACUGUGAGUACCCCUCAGGUCAUACUAAGUGGCCGUUUCAAUUCCAUUCGUAUAUAUUUUCGUGCCUGUCGUAGUUUUGUUGAUUGUGUAAUCUCAUAAGAUGAAAAUCAUUUUUGAACGAUUUUUUAUAUUUAGUAUUCAUCACUGACUGUUGUUAAUAUUUUUGUAAAGACAUCAUAUUUUAAAGUCUGUUUAGACACCGAGCUUUGUAACAUACCUUUUUUGCUUUGAAGUAGCUUAUGAAUUAUAUGAAGAUAGUGUUUUCAAAGGUUGUGACGGAACCAACCUUCCGCAUCCGCAAGUGCGAAACUUCUGCAUCCGCCUCCGCUUCCACCUCCGUCUCCGCGCAGCGCCAUAUUUUGCGGAGUUGAAACGGUUGUUUUUUCAGGUUGACUAACAAUGCAAGAGAAGUUAAUCUCGGCGGUACAUCCACGAGGUUGUGUUUUUUAAUAUAAUUUACUCUUUAACGUUAAUUUUUUUUUUAAAAUAUUUUUUACCAAUAUUUGCCAAGCAUACAA
Papilio machaon (common yellow swallowtail) is the source of this 3263-nucleotide messenger RNA. RefSeq names its product ralBP1-associated Eps domain-containing protein 1 (gene Reps). Gene Ontology annotation, cellular component: plasma membrane; cytoplasm. Gene Ontology annotation, biological process: endocytosis; endosomal transport. The transcript has 5 exons. NCBI's taxonomy places the organism in Eukaryota, Metazoa, Arthropoda, Insecta, Lepidoptera, Papilionidae. Gene Ontology annotation, molecular function: protein binding; calcium ion binding. The record is from RefSeq and is a predicted model, not a curated record. Bases 225 to 2405 code for a protein of 726 amino acids.